Messenger RNA from Penicillium atrosanguineum, 351 nucleotides. RefSeq lists its product as uncharacterized. Bases 1 to 351 code for a protein of 116 amino acids. Lineage: Eukaryota; Fungi; Ascomycota; Eurotiomycetes; Eurotiales; Aspergillaceae. The record is from RefSeq and is a predicted model, not a curated record. The transcript is spliced from 2 exons.
AUGAUUGGAACCCGUGACAACCUGCCUCGUUUUUUUGGCAAGUCCGGCCCGACCGAUGCUGACCCCCGCAAGACCAAGAAAGAUGGCGGUGGGAAAGGGAACUGGGGUCGCUCUGGUGAUGAGGUGCAGGACUAUGAUUAUACCUUGGCCAAUGCCCGACGUCGCUCAAACAGCAACACUCAGGGCCUUGCGGAAUUUAGAACCAAGUUUGAAACCAUCGAGCCCGAGCCUGUCUUUGAGGAAUUGGUCCGUGGGUCUUCUGAGGUGGUGGCGAACGAAGGUACAGUCACCAAGGUUGAGAGCACCAGCAGCAAUGAUAGUGAAAUUGAGCAGGGAGGAAUGAGUCAUUAG